Molecule: messenger RNA, 801 nt
Organism: Schizophyllum commune H4-8
Lineage: Eukaryota; Fungi; Basidiomycota; Agaricomycetes; Agaricales; Schizophyllaceae
Product: Lumazine synthase
Exons: 2
Coding region: 28-687 (219 amino acids)
Biological process (GO): riboflavin biosynthetic process
Cellular component (GO): riboflavin synthase complex; mitochondrial intermembrane space; intracellular anatomical structure
Molecular function (GO): 6,7-dimethyl-8-ribityllumazine synthase activity
Source: RefSeq, a predicted model, not a curated record
GCACGCCCAUCACCACCACAACACAGCAUGGCACCCACUGCGAAGGCCCUCCCAGAAGCGCUGACCGUGUCGCCCGAGGCGGCGGCAACGCUGCGCAUCGCGAUCGUGCACGCGCGCUGGAACGCGGAGAUUAUUGCGAACUUGCUAGAGGGCGCAGUGAACAAGCUGAAGGCGGCGGGCGUGAAGGAGCAGAAUAUCAUCGUGCAGAGCGUGCCGGGGAGCUUUGAGCUUCCCCUCGCGUGCAGCAGAGUCAUUCAAGGCUCGCACGUCCAAGCCGCGUCGAACGCGACCAGCGUCGAUCUCCUCGGCGGCCUCUCCUUCGGCGGCAGCCGCUCCGGCACGCCCGUUCCCUCCGCCUCCGCCCAGUCCGUCUCCGCCGCGCCCUUCAAGCAGCCCUUCGACGCGGUCAUCGCGAUCGGCGUGCUGAUCAAGGGCUCGACGAUGCACUUCGAGUACAUCAGCGACGCCGUCAGCCACGGGCUCAUGCGCGUGCAGCUCGAGACGGGCGUGCCUGUCAUCUUCGGCGUGCUUACCGCGCUGAGCGACGCGCAAGCAGAGGCGCGCGCGGGGAUCCAGCCCAAGGACGCACCGGACGCGCAUGUGCACAACCAUGGCGACGACUGGGGGCAGGCAGCGCUGGAGAUGGCGGUGCAGGCGCGGAACUGGAAGGAGGGCAAGUUCUUGUAGAUGGAUAUGGGACUAGGGAAAGGGAAAGACAACAAUGUACUGUAUACGUUGUAGCACCAUCACGAUGCGAUAGACAUCGAACGACGAUGUGACUCACUGCGGGAUACGAACAAA